UAUCGACUGGGGAACCGUUUUUAGAGUUGUCUAUUCGAUAUCCCCCCCUCUCUAAUUUCGUGCUAGUCCUCCGAUCUAUAGGUAUAGAUUACAUGAUGCAGGGCCCAUCUCCACUACAAGGAUAAUGGUUCAUCUUGAUACGGCGGCUGAUAUCCCUCAGCAAAGUGAUGAUGUCCAACCACCAGUAAAAAAAAGGUGCAGAAGAGAGGGUGCUAAAUGGACUCGAUCCGGCUGUCUAACUUGUAAGAGACGACGGAAGCGAUGCGACGAGGCUAAACCUAGCUGUCAAAGCUGUAUCAGACUAGGGCUAAGCUGCGAAGGCUAUGGCUCAAUAUGGGCAAAGCCUCUGGGUCCAGCCGCGCAGGUUUUCAAGCAGACAGAAGCGCCUAAGCGCCACAGAUCCAGUCUGUCGCCUACGCUAUCAGUCAGUUCGCUUCCGUCGUCCCUAGGACAGGCAUUUUCAACACAUCGCUGUGUGUUGUCCCCUCCGUCAUCUGAGCAAAGCUUUGUCAGCCAGUCCUCCCCAUUACCAGACCGUGAUGACCCCGACAAAGUGGACGGAUACGUCCGUGAUCUGGUUCCAUGUGACCAGCUCGUCGUGGGAUCUCCCAGUCCAUCUCGAAUUAUAAGUCACCUGUCCGAUCUCGACACACAUUAUCUCCAGUACCACAUGGAACGGGGAUCAAAGCUUCUAGCUAAUUUAGAAAUCGAUGAAAACCCCUUACGGUCGUUGAUUAUCCCUAGGGCACUUUCAUCGCCGCUGAUAAUGAAAGCACUAUGCGCCGUAUCAGCCAUUCACUUCUCUAAUCGCGCACACUAUAGUUGGUGCGCGGAAAAUGAGGGCGCCAAUUACUACAUUGACACAAUGCGGACUUUGCGAUCAACCCUAGCAAAAGCUCCUGGCGGGUCCUUCCCUGAUGAUGCGAUCCUUACCGUUGCUCUUCUCUGCAAGUACGAGAUCGUACGAGGAAGUGUCCAACAAUGGGCUGUUCACCUCGAUGCUCUAGAAAGAUUGGUCAUUUCCCGCGGUGGAUUCGACAACCUGGAUCAAGAAACCGCCGAGUUUAUCCGUGGGCUAUUCGUCUACGUAAACAACGUAGCCAGAAUAACCAACCGAAGAAAGAUCGGGAACUCCAUCCCCAGUGUAGAAAGCCUCGGCACCCGAAAAUUAGACAUCUACAUCGGAUACACAGAAGAGAUACUCAAGCUCUGCGCGCGAAUCGCAGACCUACCACUCCUAAGCUCUGACUUUGUCGCCUUGGGCCUAGAAAUAAACACAAUAGACACCCUCCUCCGCAACUGGACCACCACUGAAACCAAGCACACAAUCCCCAAAGGCAUGACCGCAGCAACCAUUUCCCGCCUCCACAUGGUUGCAGACUGCUUCCGCGACGCCGCAUAUAUCUACCUUCACUCCAUCCUCGCCCGCAUAACCCAGGACAUUAUCAUCAUCAUCGAGCCGCCCUCCCCCAGUACCCGCCCACCCUGGAACAACCUCAUAUCUCUCCCCAAAGCCGCAGCCGUCCAGCGCCUCCUCCAAAGAAUCCACACCUGCUCGAUAGACGAUAAUUGCGAGUACUCGGCGCUAACCUUCCCGCUGUUCAUCGCGGGCUGUGAAAGCGAAACCCAGUCCGACAGGAGCCUCGUCUUUCAGGUUCUCACGACGCUGGAAGUAAACUUUGGGAUUCGGAAUGUGCAAAGAGUCAAGGAGUUAUUAGGGAUCCUUUGGCGGGGGGGGAAGUCGCACUGGUUAGAUGUUUUAGAGGAGUUGCAGUGGGAUUUAAUUCUCGCUUGAUUUUUUUUUUUUUUUUUCUUCUUCUUCUUGUAUAUUUUGAACAUACAUGCAUAUACAUAUACACAUAUGUAUGUGUGUAUCAUUGUAUAGCCAUACGUUUGAUGGGACCCAAUCUACCGGAUUUGGUGGGGGAUGUAUAUAUAAAUACACACACACACACACAAAUACAUACAUACAUACGCU
Messenger RNA from Aspergillus ochraceoroseus IBT 24754, 1978 nucleotides. Its product is annotated as Zn(II)2Cys6 transcription factor. Bases 125 to 1795 code for a protein of 556 amino acids. The transcript has 4 exons. Gene Ontology annotation, cellular component: nucleus. Lineage: Eukaryota; Fungi; Ascomycota; Eurotiomycetes; Eurotiales; Aspergillaceae. The record is from RefSeq and is a predicted model, not a curated record. Gene Ontology annotation, molecular function: transcription cis-regulatory region binding; zinc ion binding; DNA-binding transcription factor activity, RNA polymerase II-specific. Gene Ontology annotation, biological process: positive regulation of transcription by RNA polymerase II.